AUGCUCCACGGAAGGCCCCUUCGCCUCGCGCAGGUGCUUCUCGCCGUAGCGCCAGCUUUUAUCACCUAUGGAUACAAUCAGGCAGGCGUGUCGCCGCUCACCAGUCUGCAAUCAUGGGUCACCGUCUUUCCGGAAAUUGACACCGUCAAUACCGAGGGUGCAGUAAAGACGACAAACUCGACCCGGCAGGGCGCCGUCAUCGCGUCUCUGCAACUGGGCGCUCUCGUGGGGGCGCUCUCGUGUGCCUUCUACGGUGACCGGCUCGGCCGCCGCAAGACCAUCUUCCUCGCAGCGCUCAUCGCCAUCAUCGGCGAGCUGCUGCAAACUUCCGCCUACGACAUCAGCCAGUUCACCGUCGGGCGCGUCAUCCUCGGCAUCGGCAUCGGCCAGCUGAGUGCCACCGUCCCCGUGUGGCAGGCCGAGUGUUCGUCCGCAAAACACCGCGGCCAACACGUCGUCGUCGACGGCAUCUGCAUGGUGCUCGGCUUUGUGCUCACCAACUGGAUCGACUACGGCUUCAGCAAGACGACUGGCUACAUACAAUGGCGUGUACCUCUGGCAUUGGCGUUCCUGUUUCCCCUGACCGUCCUCGGGUCCGUGUUCCUCCUGCCCGAGUCUCCACGCUGGCUCGUGAUGGUGUCGAAGAGGGAGGAGGCAGCGCGCAGUCUGGCCGCGUAUAAAGGGCUUUCUGUAGCCGACGAAGCGGUGCAGACCGAGAUCGCCAGUAUCGAGUCGUCGCUGGAACUCACAGCGCAGUCGAAGAGCCUCACGCUCCGCGAGCUCUUCCUGGGCAACGACGAGGAGCGCCUGCUGUACCGGUUCGCUCUCUGCCUCGUCAUCCAGUUCUUCCAGCAAAUGUGUGGCGGCAAUCUUAUCUCCACCUACAUCGACCACAUCUUCGAGGAGAGCCUCGGACUGGACGGCGAGCUCGCGCGGAUUCUUGGCGCCAGCGCGCUGACUUGGAAGUUCGUCUGUAACUUUAUUCCGUUCUUUGCAAUCGACCGCCUCGGCCGCCGCAAGGUGUUCAUCUUCAGCGGCGCCGGCAUGUGUCUCUGCAUGACGGUGCUGGCCAUCACGACCAGCUUCGGCGACGGGCGCCGCGACCUGUCCAUCGUGUCGGUCGUGUUUAUCUGGCUGUUCAACAUGUUCUAUCCGAUCGGCUUCUCCGGCGCCAACUUCCUCUACUGCACGGAGGUCGCGCCUAUGCGGCUGCGGGUUAUCAUGUCGUCGGCGUCGACGGCGAACAAGUGGCUGUGGAAUUUUAUCGUGGUGAUGAUCACCCCCGUCGCGCUCAACACCAUCGGCUGGCGCUACUAUAUCGUCUACGCUGUGAUUUCCGCCUGCAUUCCCAUCACUGUGUACUUUUUUUACCCCGAGACCAUGAAUCGCAACCUCGAGGCCUUGAACGGGGUGUUCCGCGAUGCGCCGACCCCGUGGCAUAUUGUGGCUAUGGCCAGGAAGCUGCCGCAGGGCGAUGUGAUGGACGCGGAUGUGCAGAGAACGGAGAAGCCGGAUAUCGAGCAGAAGGAGUAUGCUUGA
Aspergillus terreus NIH2624 is the source of this 1539-nucleotide messenger RNA. RefSeq names its product sugar porter family MFS transporter. Gene Ontology annotation, molecular function: carbohydrate:proton symporter activity. NCBI's taxonomy places the organism in Eukaryota, Fungi, Ascomycota, Eurotiomycetes, Eurotiales, Aspergillaceae. Bases 1 to 1539 code for a protein of 512 amino acids. The record is from RefSeq and is a predicted model, not a curated record. Gene Ontology annotation, cellular component: membrane. Gene Ontology annotation, biological process: carbohydrate transport; transmembrane transport. The transcript has 2 exons.